GUCCAGGCCUGGGUAGUGAGGAGUUAUUGUUUACCAAAUCAGACCAUUAGUAGAGCCCAUUAUUCUGAAUUAAUGUGCUACUAUAACUGUUUUUCCAGCAGUCAGCUUUCAUCCCAGCAAGGAUGAAGUUGUUGCGCAUAUGGAUGUUCUUAGCAGUGCUAGGUUGGAAAUGUACAGCCAAGCAGUAUCCCAUUAUGAAUGAAACAAUCCUAUACUAUGAUUAUAAUGAUGAUUACUACGACUAUUAUUAUGAAUAUUACUAUGAAUAUUAUUACUAUGAAGAUUAUGCAACUGCAGCACCAGAAAAUAAAAUAUUCAAUAAACAGGAAUUGUCUAAACAAAUAAAAGGAAAUCCAUCCAGCUCAUACAGGGUUUCUUCAAUUGUUCCUUUUUUAGCAGAGACAACCGUAUCGACAACGAAAAAAGAUCCAGACACAAAUAUUGUAAUUGAAGAUGAUUAUUAUUAUUAUGAUUAUGCUACCACUCCGAAGCAUACAACAGGAGCAACAACUCAUUUAUUUUCUAGGAGCACAAUAUCAACAUCAACCAAACCGUCUUCAAGUAGCAGCACAAUAUCAACAUCAACCAAACCGUCUUCAAGUAGCAGCACAAUAUCAACAUCAACAAUACGGUUUUCAAGUAGCAGCACAAUAUCAACACCAACAAUAUGGUCUUCAAGAAGCAGCACAAUAUCAACAUCAACAAUACGAUCUUCAAGUAGCAGCACAAUAUCAACAUCAACAAUAGGGUCUUCAAGUAGCCGCACAUACUCAACAUCAACAAUACGAUCUUCAAGUAGCAGCACAAUAUCAACAUCAACAAUACGAUCUUCAAGUAGCAGCUCAAUAUCAACAUCAACAAUACGGUCUUCAAGUGGUAGCACAAUAUCAACAUCAACAAUAGGGUCUUCAAGUAGCAGCACAAUAUCAACAUCAACAAUACAGUCUUCAAGUACAAAGUCGGGAAUUCUUAACAGCACUACUUCUGCCAAAGUUACAACCAUUUUAGAAACGUCUUCUGUGAAAAUUGAUAAUACAAGCACACACUCUAGCACAUCUAUAGAAAGUUCUACUUCAAGUUUUAUUCCCAGCGGUAUGGAAUCUUCAACUUCUGCAAGUCCAGUAAAUGAAGGAGAUAUAUCUACGAAGGAAACAACUUCAGCAGGAAAUGAGAUAUUUACCCCAAGCCUGAAAAUUAAUAACACAACCAUGACCAGUUCAACCAAAAAUAUCAAAAUUACUGCUAGUAUAGUAGAGGAAAGGACAACCACAUUAAACCUCACAUAUACUAAAAGUGAAGCAACUGGUGAUGCUACCACAACUAAUGAGAAUAUAUCUCUUACUACCCCAACAAACAAUGAUUUAAUAGCUUCAACCCUUUCAAACUUAUUGAAUAACGGAUCUAGCCUACCAAGCUCUGAGAAUGAUGUCGUAAAUUCCCCAAUUUCAGAAACUACAUAUACUGAUACCAGUAAAAUAAGUGAUGGAAUACCUACUGCAAGUGUGGCAAAUAAUGAAACAACAACUUUAAAUUUAGAUGAUAUAAACACAAGCACUCCAAGCUCUCUAAAUGAAUUAAGAAGUACGAAGACUACAAAUAAUUUGUCUGAUGCAACGCCUGAAAACAGUAUUAAAACUGAAAAAACAACAUCAUUCAUAUUGAAUUCUACUUCAGCUAUAACUGAAGGAAUUAAUUUAGGCAAUAAUUCAUCAAGUAGCUUGACAGGCAGUACUGCUAGCAGUAGUUCAACAGAAGCAAGAAAUUCAUCAGAGUCCAGUAGUUCCUUCACUAAUUCAACAUUCAGUCCAAUAUCAGUCAACAGCUACUCUACUACUACAAUAUCAACAACAUUUACAGCAAGUACUAUACUAAGUAGUUCUACGUUUACCAGUAGUUCUGUUAUUCAUACAUCUAAUACAUUAGACAAUGAGUCUUCAACAGGAUCAAGUAUGUCUGGAAAUCAAAAUGCCAACAGCAGUACAAAACAAAAUACAUCUACGUCAAGAACCUUAGCUAUCUCUACAAGUUCUCACAUUACUUCUACAUUAACAACUGGAGACAAAAGCACCACAGCAGCAAUGGAACUAAUUAUACCUGAAAAAGACAGGUUAAAUGAAACACUACCAUCCUUUAGUUUUACCCUUCCUUCAUUUACUUUUUCCGAAUUAGGAAACUUAUCAUUACCAGGAAGUACAUCAACCAUCAACAACAUUUCAUCAAGCAGUUUUUCAUCUCUAAGCUCAGAAGCAAGGAGCUCAUUAUCAUCUGAAACCAUUGUCACAGAACCAACAGAAGAAUUGAUUACAACUAUUUUUAGUACUUUACAUAGCAGUUCAUCAACUAAUGCUAAUACUGCUGGAAGCACAACUACAGCAUCUACUGCAUCUACUUCAAGUACUGCUAGAAGUACAACUACAGCAUCUACUGCAUCUACUUCAAGUACUGCUAGAAGUACAACAACAACAACUAGUUCUUCUACUGGCACAACAACAACAACUAGUUCUUCUACUAGUACAACAACAACAACUAGUUCUUCUACUAGCACAACAACAACAACUAGUUCUUCUACUAGUACAACAACAACAACUAGUUCUUCCACUAGCCCAACAACAACAACUAGCUCUUCUACUAGUACACCAACAAAAACUAUUUCUCCUACUGCUACAAGUACUUGGACUGAUAUUAUUGUCACAGAGCCAACUGAAGAUUUCUUUACAACAGUUUCAAGCACUCUCUCCAGUAGUUCUUAUACUAGUACAACAAUAAAAACUAGUUCUUCUACUAGCACAACAAAUACUUCUUCUACUAGUACUACAACAAAAACUAGUUCUCCUACUGGUACAACAACAGAUACCAGUUCUUCUACUAGUCCAAAAACAAAAACUAGUUCUUCUACAAGUACAACAACAAAAACUAGUUCUUCUACCGCUACAAGUACUUGGACUCCUUUUCAUAUAAUUGUCACCGAGCCAACUGAAGAUUUGUUUACAACAGUUUCAAGCACUCCCUCCAGCAGUUCUUCUUCUAGUACAACAACAGAAUCCAGUUCUUCAACUAAUGCAACAGCAAAAAUCAGUUCUUCUACUAGUACAACGACGAAAACCAGUUCUUCUACUAGUACAACAACACAAACUAGUUCUUCUUCUAGUACAACAACAAAAACUAGUUCUUCUACUAGCACAACAACAACAACUAGUUCUUCUACUAGUACAACAACAAAAACUAGUUCUUCUUCUAGUACAACAAUGAAAACCAGUUUUUCUCCUAGUACAACAACAAAAACUAGUUCUUCUACUAGCACAACAACAAUAACUAGUUCUUCUACUAGCACAACAACAACAACAAGUUCUUCUACUAGUACAACAACAACAACUAGUUCUUCUACUAGUACAACAGCAACAACUAGUUCUUCUACUAGUACAACAACAACAACUAGUUCUUCUACUAGUACAACAACAAAAACCAGUUCUUCUACUAGUACAGAAACAGAAAGCAGUUCUUCUUCUAGUACAACAACAGAAACCAGUUCUUCUACAAGUACAACAACAGAAACCAGUUCUUCUACUAGUACAACAACAGAAACCAGUUCUUCUACUAGUACAACAACAGAAACUAGUUCUUCUACUAGUACAACAACGAAAACCAGUUAUUUUUCUAGUACAACAACAAAAACUAGUUCUUCUAGCAGUACAACAACAACAACGAGUUCUUCUAGUAGUACAACAACAAAAACUAGUUCUUCUACUAGUACACCAACAAAAACUAGUUCUCCUACUGCUACAAGUACUUGGACACCCUCUGAUAUCAUUGUCACCGAGCCAACUGAAGAUUUCUUUACAACAGUUUCAAGCACUCUCUCUAGCAGUUUUUCUACUAGUACAAUAACAGAAACUAGUUCUUCUACUGAUACCAGUACUUGGACACAUUUUGAUACCAUUGUUACCGAGCCAACUGAAGAUUUCUUUACAACAGUUUCAAGCACUCUCUCCGGCAGUUAUUCUACCAGUGCAACAACAAAAACCAGUUCUUCUACAAGUCAAACAACAGAAACCAGUUCUUCUACUAGUCCAACAACAGAAACCAGUUCUUCUACUAGUACAACAACAGAAACUAAUUCUACUAGUACAACAACAGAAACCAGUUCUUCCACUAGUGCAACAGCAAAAACCAGUUCUUCUACUAGUACAACAACAACAACUAGUUCCUCUACUAGUAUAACAACAGAAACCAGUUCUUCUACUAGCACAACAACAACAACUAGUUCUUCUACUAGCACAACAACAAAAACUAGUUCUACUACUAGUACAGCAACAUUAACUAGCUCUUUUAAUGGCACAACAACAACAACUAUUUCUUCUACUAGUACAACAACAACAACUAGUUCUUCUACUGGCACAACAACAACAACUAAAUCUUCUACUGGCACAAAAACAACAACUAGUUCUUCUACUAGUACAAAAACAACAACUAGUUCUUUUACUGGCACAACAACAACAACUAGUUCUUCUACUAGUACAACACCAACAACUAGUUCUUCCACUAGCCCGAAAACAACAACUAGCUCUUCUACUAGCACAACAACAACAACUAAUUCUUUUACUGGCACAACAACAACAACUAGCUCUUCUACUAGCACAACAACAACAACUAGUUCUUCUACUAGUACACCAACAAAAACUAUUUCUCCUACUGCUACGAGUGCUUGGACUGAUAUUAUUGUCACAGAGCCAACUGAAGAUUUCUUUACAACAGUUUCCAGAACUCUCUCCAGCAGUUCUUCUACUAGUACAAUAACAGAAAUUAGUUCUUCUACUGAUACCAGUACUUGGACACAUUUUGAUACCAUUGUAACCGAGCCAACUGAAGAUUUCUUUACAACAGUUUCAAGCACUGUCUCCAGCAGUUCUCCUACCAGUGCAACAACAAAAACCAGUUCUUCUACAAGUCAAACAACAGAAACUAGUUCUUCUACUAGUUUAACAUCAGAAACCAGUUCUUCUACUAGUACAACAACAGAAACCAGUUCAACUAGUACAACAACAGAAACCAGUUCUUCUACUAGUCCAACAUCAGAAACCAGUUCUUCUACUAGUACAACAACAGAAACCAGUUCAACUAGUACAACAACAGAAACCAGUUCUUCUACUAGCACAACAACAAAAACUACUUCUACUACUAGUACAGCAACAACAACUAGCUCUUUUACUGGCACAACAACAAAAACUAUUUCUUCUACUAGUACAACAACAACAACUAGUUCUUCUAUUAGCACAACAACAACAACUAAAUCUUCUACUGGCACAAAAACAACAACUAGUUAUUCUACUAGUAAAACAACAACAACUAGUUCUUCUACUGGCACAGCAGCAACAACUAGUUCUUCUACUAGUACAACAACAACAAGUUCUUCCACUAGCCCAACAACAACAACUAGCUCUUCUACUAGCACAACAACAACAACUAAUUUUUCUACUGGCACAACAACAACAACUAGUUCUUCUACUAGCACAACAACAACAACUAGUUCUUCUACUAGUACAACAACACCAACUAGUUCUUCUACUAGUACACCAACAAAAAUUAUUUCUCCUACUGCUACAAGUACUUGGACUGAUAUUAUUGUUACAGAGCCAACUGAAGAUUUCUUUACAACAGUUUCAAGCACUCUCUCCAGCAGUUCUUCUACUAUUGCAACAACAAAAACCAGUUCUUCUACAAGUCAAACAACAGAAACCAGUUCUUCUACUAGUUCAACAACAGUAACCAGUUCUUCUACUAGUACAACAACAGAAACUAGUUCUACUGGUAUAAGAACAGAAACCAGUUCUUCUACUAGUGCAACAGCAACAACUAGUUCUUCUACUGCUACAACAACAAAAACUACUUCUACUACUAGUACAGCAACAAAAACUAGCUCUUUUACUGGCACAACAACAACAACUAUUUCUUCUACUAGUACAAGAACAACAACUAGUUCUUCUACUGGCACAACAACAACAACUAGUUCUUCUACUGGCACAAAAACAACAACUAGUUUUUCUACUAGUACAACAACAACUAGUUCUUCUACUGGCACAACAACAACAACUAGCUCUUUUACUAGUACAACUACAACAAUUAGUUCUUUCACUAGCAAAACAACAACAACUAGUUCUUCUACUAGCACAACAACAACAACUAAUUCUUCUACUGGCACAACUACAACAACUAGUUCUUUUACUAGCACAACAUCAACAACUAGUUCUUCUACUAGUACAACAACAACAACUAGUUCUUCUACUAGUACACCAACAAAAACUAUUUCUCCUACUGCUACAAGUACUUGGACUGAUAUUAUUGUCACAGAGCCAACUGAAGAUUUCUUUACAACUGUUUUAAGCACUCUCCCCAGCAGUUCUUCUACUAGUACAACAACAGAAACUAGUUCUUCUACUAGCACAACAACAGAAACUAGUUCUUUUACUAGUACACCAACAAAAACCAGUUCUUCCACUAGUGCUUCAACAAAAACUAGUUCUUUUACUAGUACGACAACAAAAACUAGUUCUUCUACUAGUAUAACAACAAAAACCAGUUCUUCUACUAGUACAACAACAGAAACUAGUUCUUCUACUAUUACAGCAACAGAAACCAGUUCUUCUACUAGUACAGCAACAGAAACCAGUUCUUCUACAAGCACAACAACAGAAACCAGUUCUUCUACUAGUACAACAACAGAAACUAGUUCUUCUACUAGCACACCAACAAAAAUUAGUUCUUCUACUGAUACUAGUACUUGGACUCCUUCUGAUAUCAUUGUCACAGAGCCAACUGAAGAUUUCUUUACAACUUUUUCAAGCACUCUCUCCAGCAGUUUUUCUACUAGUACAACAACAGAAACCAGUUCUUCUACUGAUUCAAGUACUUGGACUCCUUCUGAUAUCAUUGUCACAGAGCCAACUGAAGAUUUCUUUACAACAGUUUCAAGCACUCUCUCCAGCAGUUCUUUUACUAGUACAACAACAGAAACCAGUUCUUUUACUGAUUCAAGUACUUGGACUCCUUUUGAUAUCAUUGUCACAGAGCCAACUGAAGAUUUCUUUACAACAGUUCCAAGCACUCUCUCCAGCAGUACUUCUACUAGUGCAACAGCAAAAUUCAGUUCUUUUACUAGAACAACAACAGAAACUACUUCUUUAACUAGUACAACAACAGAAACUAAUUCUUCUAUUAGUACAAAAACCAGUUCUUCUACUAGUGCAACAAAAAAAACAAGUUCUUUUACUAGUACAACAACAACAACUAAUUUUUCUAGUAGUACAACAACAGAAACUAUUACUUCUUCUAGUGAAACAACAGAAACUACUUCUUCUACAAGCACAACAACAGAAACUAGUUCUUUUACUAGUACAACAACAAAAACUAGUUCUUCUACUGAUACCAGCAUUUCUUCUACUAGUGCAUCAACAAAAACCAGUUCUUCUACAAGCACAACAAUAAAAACUAGUUCUUCUACUAGUUCAACAACAGAAACUAAUUCCUCUAUUAGUUCAGCAACAAAAACCAGUUCUUCUACUAGUAAAACAACAGAAAAUAGUCCUUCUACUAAUACAACAACGAAAACCAGUUCUUCUACUAGCACAUCAACAACAACUAGUUCUUCUUCUAGUACAACAACAACAACUAGUUCUUCUACUAGCACAACAACAAAAAUCAGUUCUUCAAAUAGUGCAACAACAAACACAAGUUCUUUUACUAGCACAACAAUAACAACUAGUUCUUCUUCUACUAGGACAACAGCAACUAGCAAUUCUACUAGUACAACAACAACUAGUUCUUCUUCUAGUACAACAACAGAAACUAGUUCUUCUAAAAGUACAACAACAGUAACUAGCUAUUCUAGUAGUACAACAACAGUAACUAGCUAUUCUACUAGUAUACCCAUAAACACUAAUACUGUUACUACCGUCCUAACAACUGCAAGUACUACUGCUGUACCAUUAAUCAUUGUAACAGAUGCAAUCCAAAAUACAACUAAAACUAGUUCUGUGAGUAAUAUAGUAACAGAAACAAGUGCAUCUCCUAGUUCACGAUUAGGAACAUCUGCAUUAAGUUCUUCUACAAAUUCAAAAACUGAUACCAGUUCUGGUUCUUCUUUAAAUACAUUAUCAUUAUCCAGUUCAGCAACAGAAACUAGUUCCUCUACUAUUACAACAACCGAGACUACUUCUAAUCAUAACUUUUCAACAGAAACCAGUUCUUUUUCUAGUCCAACAAUAGAAACCAGUUCAUCUACUAGCACAACAACAGAAACCAGUUCUUCUACUAGCACAACAACAAAAACUAGUUCUUCUACUAGUCCAACAACAGAAACUAUGUCUUCUACUAGCAUAACAACAGUAUCCAGUUCUCCAACUAGUACAACAACAGAAACUAGUUCUUCUUCUAGUACAACAACAGAAACUAGUUCUUCUACUAGCACAACAACAGAAACCAAUUCUUCUACUAGUACAUCAACAGAAAUUAGUUCUUCUACCAUUACUAGUACUUGGACACCUUUUGAUAUUAUUGUCACAGAGCCAACUGAAAAUUUCUUUACAACAGUUUCAAGCACUCUCUCCAGCAGUUCUUCUUCCAGUCAAACAACAAAAACCAGUUUUUCUACUAAUCCAACCACAGUAACCAGUUCUUCUACUAAUACAACAACAGAAACUAGUUCUUAUACUAGCACAACAACAGAUACUAGUUCUUCUACUAUUACAACAACAGAAACCAGUUCUUCUACUAUUACAACAACAGAAACCAGUUCUUCUACUAGUUCAACAACAGAAACUAGUUCUUCUACUAGUACAACAACAGAAACUAGUUCUUCUACUAGUAAAACAACAGAAACUAAUUCUCCUACUAUUACAACAACAGAAACCAGUUCUUCUACUAGUAAAACAACAGAAACUAGUUCUUCUACUAGUACAACAACAGAAACUACUUCUUAUGCUAACUUUACAACAGAAACCAGUUCUUUUACUAGUCCAACCACAGAAACCAGUUUUUCUACAAGCACACCAACAGAAACCAGUUCUCCUACUAGUACAAGCACUUCGACUCCUUUUCAUAUCGUUGUCACAGAGCCAUUGGAGGAUUUCAUUACAACAGUUUCAAUCACUCUCUCCAGCAGUUCUUCUACUGAUACACCAAGUAGUUCUUCUACAAGUACACCAACAGCAACCAGUUCUUCUACAAGUGCAACUAAAACAAGUUCUUCUCUUAGCACAUCAACAGAAUCAACUAGUGCUAGUACAACCGGGAAUUCAAGCACUGCUUCAGAUAUAAUUAUUACAGAACCAACAGAGGAAUUCUCUUCAAAUGAAUUUAGUUCUUCUACUAGUACAACAACAAAAUCUAGUUCUUCUACUAACACAUCAACAAAAACCAGUUCGUCUACUAAUACAACAACAGAAACUGCUUCUAUUACUAGCACAACAACAGAAACUAGUUCUUCUACUAGUACAAUAACCGAAAACAGUUCUUUAACUAGUACAACAGUAUCCAGUUCUCCAACUAGUACAACAACAGAAACUAGUUCUUCUGCAAGUACAACAACACAAACCAGUUCAUCUACUAGCACAUCAACAGUAUCCAGUUCUCCAACUAGUAUAACAACAGAAACUAGUUCUUCUUCUAGUACUUCCACAGAAUCAACUACUGUUAGUGCAACAACAAUUNCUUCUGCAAUGACUACUGCUGAAGAAGACAUAAUGGAUACAACAUUGUUACUGAUAGAAACUAGUUCUUCUUCUAGUACAUCAGAAACCAUUUUUUCUUCAAGUACAACAUUAGGAACUAGUUUUUCCUCUAGUACUUCCACAGAAUCAACUACUGUUACUACAACAACAAUUUCAAGUACUGCUUCUGAUAUUAUUGUCACAGAACCAACAGAGGAUAUCUUUUCAACUGAAACUAGUUCUUUGACUAGCACAACAAUAGAAACCAGUUCUUCUACUAAGACAACAACUGAAUCUAGUUUGUCUACUAGCACAACAACAGUAUUCAGUUCUCAAACUAGUACAACAACAGAAACUAGUUCUUCUACUAGUACAACAGCAGAAAUUACUUCUUCAACCAGUACAACAACAGUAUCCAGUUCUCCAACUAGCACAACAUUAGAAACUAGUUCUUCUCCUAAUACUCCCACAGAAUCAACAACAAUUUCAAGCACAGCCUUUGAUACUAUUGUCACAGAACCAACAGAGGAAUUCUUUUCAACACAAACCAGUUCUUUUACUAGUACAACAACAGAAACCAGUACUUCUACUAGUCCAACAACAGAAACCAGUUAUUCUACUAGUUCAACAACAGAAACUAGUUCUUCUACUGGUACAACAACAUCAAUCAGUUCUUCUACUAGAUCAACAACAAAAACCAGUUCUUCUACUAGUACAGCAACAGAAACAAGUUCUUUUACAAGUUCAACUACAGGAACUAGUUCUUCUAUUAGUCAAACAUCAGAAACCAGUUUUUCUACUAGUACAACAACAGAAUUUAGUUCUUCUACUAGUACAACAACAGAAACCAGUUCUUAUCCUAGUACAACAUUAGAAACUAGUUCCUCUACUGGUACAACAAAAGAAACUAGUUCUUUAACUAGUUCAACAACAGGAACUAGUUCUUCUUCUAGUCCAAGAACUGAAACUAGUUCUGCUACUAGUAUAGCAAAAGAAACUAGUUCUUCUACAAGCUCAACAUCAGGAAGAAGUUCUUCAAUUAGUCCUACCACAGAAACCAAUUCCUCUACUGUUACAACAAUAGAAAAUAGAUCUUCUGCAAUGACUACUGCUGAAGAAGACAUAAUGGAUACAACAUUGUUACUGACAGAAAAUAGUUCUUCUUUUAGUACAACAACAGAAACCAUCUGUUCUAAUAGUACAACAACCAAAGCCAGUUCUGUCACUAGUACAUCAUUAGAAACCAGUUCUUCAACUAUUACAACAACAACAACUUCACAAUCUUUACUGACAAUAAGCCUUCCACCGUUCACUUUUCCAAGUUUAGAAACCACCCCUUCUACUGAAGUUACAGUUACAUCAGAAUCUACCAGCACAAUAUCAGUUACUAGUAGUAUUUUGAUAACUUCAGUCACUGCAUCUACAACAACUCCUGCAGACAAGGAGUGUAAUAAAACUAUUGUAAAAGUUUGGUAUCCAAGACCAGACCCAGUUUUAGACAUGAAUGGAUUCAAUGAGGUGGCUUUUGCAUCAUGUUCUGAUGAGUGUCGUCAAGCUUGCCUUGAUAUGCUGGGAUGUGUAUUAUGGAUGUGGAUAAGUCCUCAGCACCCUGUCCCUCAAGUCAGAAAGAGAUGCUUUAUGAAAUCAAAAGUUCCUAAUUUGGUAGCUAGCAUAAAUGUGAACCUCUUUAUGGUGGUUGGAUCCAUUGAAUCUGAUUCAGCACAUUAUGGUUUACCUCAACCUCCAACAACAACCAUGCCGACAACAACCAAACACAGAACAUAUGACGAAAAAAAUUCUAUAUUGAUAUCAAAGCUGAUAAAAGAAGCAUCAGAAAUAGACAGCACUAUAUGUGGAAGACCUGAAUGCUCGAAACCUGGAUUACUAAUUGGAGGAUCAGGGCUGCUUGGCUCUCCAGUAGUGACAGAGUCAGCUGAAGUGUGCGCAUGCCGCUGCAAGUACACACGUGGAUGUAUAUUAUGGCAGUGGUUACAUGAGUCAGCUGCUGAAUAUAAGCUAAAAAAUCUAUGUUUUCUGAAAUCUGUGAUAAACAUGAAUACAACGCAACCAUAUCCAGCAAUAUCUGGAUUCAUGCCCUGUGAAGGGAACGAUUAGUUUUUUAAAAAUUUAUAAAUUUUCAAAUCAUACAUACUCUAGCAUUUGUACAUAUUUUUGGAUAAUUAUGAUUUUUUAUAAAACAUUCUUGAAGUUUUCUUCAUCUUUAACAAAGUUUUUAAUUUAACACCUGCAUAAUACAGAAUAUUCAAAUUGCAAAAGAAACGUUUAACCAUGAAACUUUUCAUUAAAAAAGCUUAACAUACAUCCAAGCUAACAGAUCUUUCAUUUUUUAAACCAAUAAAUAAUAGAUUUGCGCAUUUUUUUUUAUAUCCGAACUCAACCUUACCGGCCUAACAAAACAGCUAAUAAUUUAUAAGGAGGGUAAAUUAAAUCUUUUUAUUGUAAAUUUAAGUUUUUUUUCUUUAAUUUGUUUCAUGAACAAAACUUUUAAAUUUCACAAACCUCGAAGGGACUGUAAAUGUGAUUUUAAGUGGUGAUGCUUUGUGAUAAAAAAGUACCAAUCUUUGCUAUAAUACCCUUUUAAAAUUAUUCAAGUAUCAAUAAUGGCUUGAACAAAACUUCCACAUUUAUUAAAAAGUACAGAUUUUUUGGAUAAAAUUUACAGAACACUCUUCUACUCCUACAUAUGUAAUCAAAUUAUUAAAAUAAACACUCGCUUAAAUUCACAUUUACGAAACUGUGAGGUCAAAGGGAGGAGGAUUCCAGAUACUGCUUUUCCAGUUAUUUCAUAGUUUUUAUAGCUAAAUAAUAUACAUAUAUAUAUAUAAAUAAAUAAAAUUUGACUUUUUUA
Molecule: messenger RNA, 12570 nt
Organism: Eurytemora carolleeae
Lineage: Eukaryota; Metazoa; Arthropoda; Copepoda; Calanoida; Temoridae
Product: serine-rich adhesin for platelets
Biological process (GO): proteolysis
Cellular component (GO): extracellular region
Molecular function (GO): protein binding
Source: RefSeq, a predicted model, not a curated record